GAGGAGGGUGCAUUCGGGCGGCAGGUGCGAUGCAGGAGAGAUCUUCACCACACAACUCAGAUCUGUUUGUUUUUGUGUGCGUUCAGGUUGAGAGGCUCGUUGGGAAGAUGAAGAUGGCUUCCCCCCCGAACGGGGAAGGGGAGGUUUGGAAGAUGGUGAUGUUGGAGGAAGAAUCGGUAUGCAGCUGUGUGCACGGGAACUCGCCAUGACUACACACACGUGACGCGAGUUCUGUCUGUCAGACUGUCUUCCCUCUCAGCCACGACCUCCUCAUUCGCGUGUUCGGCUCCCUGUGUCCUUUCGACCUCUCGCGGCUCCUUCCCGUCCUCCCGGCACCCCUUGUCAUCCGCGCCUUCACACACCACACCCACAUGACGAUCAACGGCUCGGCAGAGGCUGGGGAGAGGAGGCUCUGGGAGGAUCUGCAGCCGUCCGAGGCCUUCACAUGGGGGAGGCGAGCUGUCCAUCUCAGAGAGCUGCGCGUCGUGCUGCCGAAUGGAGCGCCCAGGUGGUGCAUGGCGGUGUGGAUGGCGGUGUUGGAAGGCCAUGCAGAAGGAAGGCGACAACUGGCUGGCCGCGAGUUGGCCAACCGAGUCAGGAGCGUCGAGGACAGAGGCACCUUGAGGGUACUUGCCUUCUCGCGAGAUGCUGAAGGGGAGCCUUACCCAUCCGGCAACACCGUGUCAGCCGACCCGCUUUCCCCUCCCCAAUCGCCCGUCGGUCUGCCGGCACUCGAGGAAGUGGUUGGGAUGCCUCUCAGCUGUGCGCUCCUUCGACACGACGGCCGCCAUUGGUCCACCCCUGGCCUGUCGGUGCUGCGGCUUGACAACCAUGACGAGGACACCACUUGCUUCGGCCACCAGGAGCAUGAUCCGUCGGAAUCCUCUUCCCUCGUUGAGAGAGCACUGCGCCCAUGGCUGAGUGAAUGCCACUCACUGGAGGCCGUCGACGAGGACUUUCCCACCCACGACAGCAACCUGGCCCUCAAGACGGAGAUCGUCAGCCUGCUGCCGAAGCGCCGCUCGCUCAGCCGUCUGCGAGAGUUGGGCAGCCUCCAGGCGUACAACUACAUGGUGCACCAGGUCGAUCAGCUCCGCGACGCCCUUGUUGCCAGGGGCUGCCACCGAUCUGUGCGGAGCGUGCCCAUCGAGCUCGGCUGCCAUCUCGCCUUGGACGACAUCCGCUAUGUGGAGCAUCUGGCGGGUCUGUCCAUGGCCGUCAUGACCCCAGAGGCGCUGUGGGGCCAGCCGCAGAUUAUCAGCGAGGGGGGCGAGAUCGAUGCCGCCGUCAUCAAGUCGGUGUCAUCACAGGAGCAGCAGGAGGAGGGCCAUCAGCUUAAGGACGGCAGGGCGGCACUCGUGGCCAAGUACGUGAGGGAGUACGCCUGUGCUGCUGUUGUCGUGCGCUUCUCCUUCUCCUCCGAUGCCGGUGGGGACGUCUUGUCGCGCGACAAGUGGCUGGGUGUCUUCCCCGUUGCCGAGUCGCUCAUCAUCUCUGCCGAUGAGGCCGACAACAACCACAGCGACAGUGACAGAGAAGACCUCCGGGUGCGGGAGGCCGUGUCGGUUGCGGCCAGCAUGCCGGCACUGACGCAUGUCACCUUCAAGGGCGGGGUGCGGCCCUCACUGGUGGUGCGGUUCCUGACGGCUCUCCAGUCGACUCACAAGGGCCAUCCACUGCGAGUGACAGUUCUCGUGACGGCAGAGAGCCUGGCUGAUGGUGGCCUGUGUGCGGUGGGGAGGAAGAUGCCGCUCAUCGACAGGCUGGACAUCGUGCUGCUAGGUCAGCAAGGAAGGGACACACACACAACCUGCGAAGAGCGGUGUACAAAUGUCCUCUGUCUGCUGUGUGUGUGGUGUGUCCAGGCAGUGUGCCGCCCUCAGUGUGUGUGGGAGACCUCUUCAACGCUCUCAGAUCGCUGCUGUUCUGGCUGCCGGCGAUCCGCUCGAGAGUGGUUCUGCGCGACGAGUCGCUGCUCGAGCAUGUCAGCGCCCAUUUGGCUGUCGCACAUACAUGUGGGAUGGGGCUGAGAGGGGGUGCCCUGGUCGUGCGGCGGGAUGGACAGUAGGAUCAGUGGCUAUAGAUUCGCGUUGCGUGUGUGGGCUUUAUUACGUGUUAAGUGUAUGUGUGGUGCCAUGAGUGCUUUGUUGCGGAACACACAAAACCAUUCAUGACAUGAGAUGUCUGUCGGCCGGCCGAUCUAUCUCGAGAGUCUGAUCUACCCACUGCAGACGAACGGCAUGAAGCCGGCACGCCACUCGUGAAUGCACUCAGCUAACC
Vitrella brassicaformis is the source of this 2280-nucleotide messenger RNA. NCBI's taxonomy places the organism in Eukaryota, Vitrellaceae. The record is from the annotation of a GenBank genome assembly.